UGGUACGACUUAAAAAAAGCUGCUGAAUUGAAAGUAGGUGAUGGAAGUUUAAUCUUGUAAACAUGCUUAUCUCCUAUUAGCUUCCGUGAAAAUGGAGAUUGCAUAAUUCACAAAAGACAAUUAUUAGGGAAUGGCGGAGAUUUUUCACGGAUUUGAGUUACUGCUGCUGAAGAAAUUUGAUAAGCAUCCUGAACAAUGGCGAGAUUUGAAGCAAAAAUUAUCAAACAAAAGCAACGACGACCUGCAGGAAUCGUACAGCUACGUGGAUCUACUCAUGUUGGGGAACAUUCCUCAGAGCAUGUGGUUCCUGUCAGUGGCUCUCCACAACAGACCCAAGUACCUCCUACAACUCAUACUACAGGAUCUGGAGAGAGAGAGGACAGGGAAUGUCCGACGACCAGGAGAAACUUUACUCAAGACGUACAUGAAUACCUACAAUUUCACAGAAUUUCAUUUGGAUAGCAUUUUCAAAUAUGGUGAAGACAACACUUUGCCCAAAGAGAUUUUCAAAUGUCCCAAUGUUAAGCUGUUGUCCCUUAAAUACAACUGUCUGGAUAAAAUCCCUGUAGAUAUUGGAAGAAUGAAGAACCUGCGAUUUUUAGCUUUGACCAACAACAAAUUACAAGUGCAAUCUAUUCCUUAUUCUCUGACUUUUUGUCGCAAAUUAAAAACGAUUAUGUUGGACAAUAAUCUCCUGGAUGCCCUACCAGGAUUUCUGCUGAAAAUGCCAGCCAUUAGGACUGUUCAUCGUCAUGGCAAUCACAACUAUUUUAAAUCCACAUUUAUGUGGUACCAUACAGAUGUCGGUUACCGAAUCAUCCCUUCUGAAGGUGCUCAUAUUGACUCUGAGAGAAAUCCAAAGCCUCUCCAAUUCUGGGCGGCUAAAACUGUGAUCGGAAUGAAGAUUGACUUCUUUGAAGAUCCCAAUUUUUCUGUGAUAUUGCAAGAUUACUUGUCAGAAAUCUACCACCUGUUUAAGGUGUGUCAUUAUUGUAGCGGUGCCUCAUUUCGUUACCAACCAGGUUACAAAGUUAUCACAUUUAAAAACCCCUACCUAGGAAAUACCUGUGUUCCUUUUCAACACUGGGCCUGCUCAAUCAAGUGUGCUGUUGCUCUGGAGGUGCCAGCCCGCCAGGAACAGAUUGCUGCCGCAACUCGUCUAGACGACUUGUACGAGGAAUACAUUGAAGAAUGUCAGACCAUGUUCUCUGAUGUCCAAGCCAGACACAGUGCCUUGUGUGGCUGCAUUUGUACAUCUCCACCCCCUACGAUCCGCUCCCCUCCUACCACAACAAACCAUUCUAAUAGGAUUUGUGUAGUGUCAUAGAAAGGGACUGUUUAUCAAAUUAUUGUGAGGAUGAUGUUCAGUGAUUUUAUAUGGCUUUUUAUUCUGUUGAAGUCUCCUCCUCUAGUUGAGACUCCUAUUAGUUUCCACUCCUGCCAGUAAUUAAUUAACACCCAAACAUAAUGAGUCUUAAUGAUACUUGGUAAUAUGGUGUUGAUCAUUAGACCUCUUCCAUAGUGUCCAUCAUACAUAAAAUUAAUGAAACCUUUUCUGUUGUUUUAACAAAUGAUUAACUGAUAAGUAUAUGGUAUAUAUGCAGGUAGCUUAUUGUGUAUUGUGGUAGUUGCUGAGCAACUUUAGUUCACUUGCCUUAUUAAAUUAUUAGAGCCAAAGGCUCAACUGAGCUUUUCUGAUCAAAAUUUGUCCACCAUUUUAACAUCUAUAAACUAACUUCUAUUCCUGAAACAUGGGGACGACUGCAACUAAAAUUUCAAAGGCAUCAUUAGGUUUUUUUAACAAAAAAAACCACUUUGGAACCAUACCACUGUGUAGCCUAAUCCACACAAGUGUUAUUCAUCUGAUUCAAAGUGAUGCUCAAUUUCAGUAGGAUAUAUUAUAAUGAGGAGUGGUGAAAAUGGGGGUCAUUCCUCCUCAGUGCCACUGGGCCAGGAAAGUGAAACUUCAAGUUCAAACCAAUGACUCUCGCAGGGCUACAGAUGAACCAUAACAUAAUUAAGAAUACAUAUAUGUGUGUAUACAGGAAAUAUCUUUUAAAAUGUCUUUGAGGACAGCAAGCACCCACAUAUUUUGUAGAAUUUUUUUAAAAGCAUGUUCAGAUCAUGCUCCCUGGGUCUAGAAUGGUUAGAAAAUGAAAGUUUUUUGCAUAAGAGACUCCAUUUAAACAAUUUCUGAAGUUAACAUGCAAAUGUCUUCCUAUUGUAUUUAUUCUAUAUUAAUCAAAUUAUGGCCAUGGCUAAUAAUAGAACACAAUAAUUAAAGCAUCUAAAGUUUAUGACAUUCUGUGUGUACAAAUGUAACUAAGUUGAUUGGAGAUAAUUAGGAAUCAGGUGAGCAUUGUGGACCAUGGGUCUAUUGUCUGAAUGAUUCUGAACUGUUAUAAAAUGGGCUGUGCCUAUGUUUAUCUUUAUGUAUAUAAUGCAUGAAUAUUUUUGUUGAUCCAUAGAUUUUACUCUUUAUUUUUCAAGGACCAUUUAUAAACAUGUCACCUCUGUGCCUUUGAAUUUUGAAAUGAAAUCAAAACAGUUUUUUUUUAUAAUGAUGAUGUAUAUGAUACAUCCAAGGAAUUCUUUAUUCGAUUUUCUGGAUUUAAAAAAAGUGCGCAUUUUCUAUAGCUUUUUGGAAAUUGAUGUUUCUGUUUCAUUAUUUGUUUGAACCCUGUAAAUUGCCCAUCAGUCUGAGGUUAAACCUCAUCUAGGGAUGGACUUUGUCUGCUGCCUGAUCCCUAAUAAUAUAUCUAUAUAUAUGCAUGUAUAUCAUGAAAUAUUUUUUAAAUUAAGAUGACUUUGAUAGUUGUUUUUUUUUUUUUUUUAGUAUGACAUGAAUGGGUUGUAUUAAAUUUUCAUAACUAUUUUCAGAUUAUGUCAUUAACUCUUUAGUAAUGACAUCCAUUUAAAAAAACCAAUCCAAAAUCACCCCUUUCUCUCCACCAUAAACCUUUAUACAUGUAUGUGAUGCCACAUGUAGCUAAUUCUGUAGAUCUGCAACAGCCAUUUAAAUUGUCUGGUAGGCUAACUUUUAAAAGAGAAUUCAUAGAUGUGCACUACACUUCAAUUUUACCAUAUAAGGGAUAUUUGAACUAGUAGUAGUAAUCAAAUCUAAUAUAAAAUAAGAUACUUUAUGUAUGUAUUUUGGUUCUUGUGUACGUUUUUAAGUUGAUAAAUUGCAUUUUUGGGAAAACUUUUGUUGUAUAAUUUGUCAUUUUAAUUGCCUUAAUGUCUGAUAUACAUGUAUGAUGAAUUAAGGUGGCUCAUUGCACCAAAAUUUUAUUAAUGGUUCGUUUAAGUAUGUCAUAUGAAGUAUGAUAUUUUACCAUCGAAAAUGUGCAUGAUAUACAUGUACAAGCUCUCAAUUAUUUUAUAUGAACAUUUUGUGAUUUUUUUCCCCCGGAAUAAUAAAAAAGGUAGAGGUUUUGGAGACCAAAUUUCACUGCGAUUUGAUGCAUGAUAUGAAUAUCUAAUAAAAUAUGCCUAAAAACUCAGAUAGAUGUGCUAUGUUUUUAAAUAAAAAAAUAUUUCUGAAAAUUAUUAAAAAAAAUUUUUUAACUCGGAUAGACGUUCUAGUUUUUUUUUUUAAUGAAAAAAUAUUUCUGAAAAUUAGAAACGUCAUUUGUUAAUAUUUUUUAAAAAUCUACGACUAACAUCUUCAAGAAACGUGUCAGUAAGAAAAAGGAUAUAUCAGACAAACGUUUUAAAAAGUAAUUAAAAUAAAAUGGCCAAAAUUCAGAAAUAUUCGUUUUUCAAAUUGAAGCCCAAUCAAAAUGAUAAAAAAAAUAGUCUUGGAGAACAUUGUAAUCAGAAAACUACAUAUCCUUGAUGUAAAAUGGUUUACAAAUUAUAAAUGAAUUUAUAAAGGAAAGUAAUUUCUUGAUGAAAAGUGCAUAAAAUUAGCAACAAUAUGAUCAUUUCAGUAAUAUCUAUCAAUUUUGAUCAGGAUCAAUACUUUUUUCUCUGGUUUGGUUCAAAUCUAAAAUUAAGAUAGUGAUAUUUCUGAAAUUUGGUUAUUUCAUUUCAAUUUCUUUUUAGAAUAUAAUUGUCUGAUUAUAAUUGUCUAGUCUAUCUUUUUUCCAAUGACAUGUUUCUUGAAGAUUUUGGCUGUAGAUUUAAAAUAAUUUAACAAAAAAAUGUUAAAAAAUUAGAACAUCUACAUGAGUUUUCUUUGCAGAUUUUAUUAGAUAUUUAUAUCAUACAUCAAAUCGAUGCUGUGAAGUUUUUAUUCUAAAAUCUCUUAUUUGCAAACAAAACACCAUUUUCAUCGUUUGGACAAAAAAAAAUCAUAUAAGGUAAUUUAGAGCUUAUAUCACUCUUUCAAUGGUGAAAUCAUACUUUAUAAGGUUUGCUUUAACGAGCCAUUAAAUAAAAUUUUAAAGUAAUGAGCCACCUUAAUCCGUUUUUGCACAAUAGUUUCCUAAAUCCGGUACAAAGGCAAUGAAAAGAGAUAUUCAAGUAGUUAUCUUUUCAUUUGUGCACUGUGUGAAUUUUAGACUUGCUCAGCCUCAGUGAGUUCACUCAACACCCCUCUAUUAGGUUACUCGGGUAUGAUAUGGAUAAUAUAUCAACUGUAUUGAAAAAUAUUAUUUUGAGUGACAUGUUUGUACAAAAUAAUUUUUACAAAAUGUACAACAAGACUAUAAUGUAAUUAACACUUUGAAUAUUUCACAAAUUGUCAAACUAUAUGUUGGAAAUUUUUAGAAAUAUUUAUAAUAUACAUUUGUAUUAUUGUAUUCCUUAACAAGCUUGCCAUAUGUCUGUAUGUCUGCUCAAAUUUUAAUUUUGAAACUUUUCAAUAGUACUAGUACAGUAUUUCAAGAAAAUCAGUAAAUUAUGACCCUUGACUAUUGAAGGUGUUGGAGAACAGGUAUGCUAAAUGUUAUCAUAACAUGUUACAUUUUCAAAAAGUAGUAUGUACUAACAAGAAUGAGACAUUAUGAAAAGUGCAACUGUUCUUUGACAAUGACUGAGUCUGUAGAUGUUGUUGAAUGUAUUUUUCUUAUCCUUUCUCUUUAUUUGAACAUUUUCUGUGUUAUCAUAAAUACUGUAGUGGAACAGGUUUAGUUUUUGUGAAUACUUUAGGAAAUCCAAUUUAUAUACAAUGAAUUAAUCCAUUUGAGUCAUACCUGUGUAUAAUUAUAAACAUUUGUCAAUUUGCCAAUAUUUUCAGAUUGCAACUCACUCCAAGUACAAAAUGGUUUUACGAAUAUUAUGGGGGGAAAAAAAUAACAAAAAUGUUUUGUAUGUGUUCUGCUCAUUUUACAUGUAUGUGGUAGGUAUGGUACGCAUGUAUUUGUAAAUUUUUCUUCAAUCCAAUUCUUGCAUGUUUAUGUAUACAUGUACAUCUUUAAAUUGUAAAAUAAUUUUCCUCUGCUUCGUGACACAAAGUUGCAGUGAAGCAUCAGAGAUAUGUGCAACUUCAAUUUCUUGUAAGCACAGUUUGUUAUCUCCAAUUAAUUAUCUAUUUUUCCAACCAAGGCACAGGAGAUGAAUAUCACAUAAUGGCAUUAAUUCACUAGAAAUAUGUUCAAGUGUAGUUUGUCAGGCAGUUCUCUGUUGAUGUCUCUGUACAGACUAAUACACUGAACUCACACUGACAGUACAAAUGUACUAAUUUUUUCCUGUAAAGAUUUUAUUAAUUUCCAGAGGCAUUGGGUCUAGUAUCUUGAUGACAUUUUAGUCUUUGGUUUGAUUAUAUGGUGUAUUCAUAUGGCUCUCCACAAUCAUACUGUGUACUCUGCUAUUCUAUACAUGUACUGUAUUAAUAAUGUAAAUUUAUUUGAUGGAUUACAUGAUCAAUUUAGACUGGUCUUUUAAAAUCUAGUCCUUAAACAUAAUAUGCUUUGUUAUUUGGUUUUUCCAAUAAUAAAAAAAAAAGAAGAAAAA
Molecule: messenger RNA, 5898 nt
Organism: Ostrea edulis (European flat oyster)
Lineage: Eukaryota; Metazoa; Mollusca; Bivalvia; Ostreida; Ostreidae
Exons: 5
Coding region: 131-1327 (398 amino acids)
Molecular function (GO): protein binding
Source: RefSeq, a predicted model, not a curated record